CCACAGAAGAACAUCUUGAGUAAAGGAGAAAAGAGCCAUCUGCAGGAUGAAGUGUGUUGCUGUCGGCGUGUUGCUGAGUCUCCUGGCACUGGGACGGCCUGCUCCUCUGAGCGACUGUGACACUGUGGUAAAACCAAUAGCCAUCAGCAGAGAAUAUAUAUUGGGGAAGUGGCUGUACAUCGGGGGGAGCUCUGACCUCCCAGGAAGUCGCUCGCUGGGCCACCUGAUGUCCAGCGCCUGGGUGCACCUCGCUGAAACGUCCCAGAGCAACGCCCUCACUCUCACCCAGACCCAGAGACUAUAUAGCAAAUGCACGAGCCUAGCAUACAAUGUGACCUUUGAAAACAGCAUAAUGUUGAUUGAACAACCUUUCUACCUGAAAGAAGUCUACCUGACAACUGAGCCCGACUGUCUGGUCGCCUAUGAAGAAAUUAUCUCUGGGAGAGAUACGUUUACCAGUCUUCUCAUGUUUAGCAGGACAAAGAACGCCUCACCUGCUGCUCUGGAGAUGUUAAAGAGACAAGCAGAGUGUCUGGGGAUGACGCCGCCCAUAAUAGUAGAUCCAAACUAUGAAAUGUGUCCAGACGACAUCCAGCCCUCCGAGGGGCUCAGCGCUCUCAACUCGUUACUGGAGGCCAAGAUGGGACAUCGAGUUGCAAGAGUUCUUGAUUAUCUUUUUGAUAUGUUUGUCAACUGAUUUUCAGUGGUGGAAAGCAACUAAACAGACUGACCUAAGUACAGUACUUAAAUAUAAUUAAAGCUGCUGUCCGGAGUUUGAAUCGCAGCGUCUCCCAGAACACUGGUGGUCCCACCCUCCCUCUGAUUUCGCCCCUUUAUUUGUGCACGCGCGCAGUACAUGAGAGAAGUGCCCGGAGUGCUGCAGCAUCUCGCCUGUUUUGCUGUUUUCCCCUCUUCUGCAUUUAGUACAUUUAGUAAAUAAUAAAGGAAUUACGUUAGAAUUCUGUAUUGAGUCUAACUUGUCCUAAUACCAAAAUAACAUGAAUCUGCUAGGACGAACGAGUAAAGUUUCAAUAUGUGAUUACACUCGUGUAUCCCUCUCGAUGACGUUGUUUAUCAAACUUAGUGCAUUUAGGCGUGUAUAUGUGUUACAUUGUUUAUUUAUUUCUAUCUAGAGUUCAGAAUUGCAUGACUCCUCUGACGAAGAGUAUGUCCCAGACGCCCCAACAUCUUCCUCCAGAGGUCGGGCAUCUAAACGAAGCCGUCAGGCGGGCUAUGGAGGGCCGUGGUCGGGGAGCGAGGCGAGCACCCUGACCACGGCAUCUAAACGAAGCCGUCAGCCGGGCUAUGGAGGCCGUGGUCGGGGAGCGACGCGAGCACCCCGAGCCAAAAACGUCCUGCAGUCUCUUGGCCUGACAAGCCGUGGGAUUGGUAACUUUUCUGGAAGUUGCUGAGCCCUGAUGCUCUCUCCUCCACAAGCAAAACAAAUGUGCGUGCGGUUGCGUAGUGCGUAGCUCGCCCACCUCUGCAUGGGCUUGCUUGCUGUGCGCGUAACCGUUGAUUGACAGCAUGACAAAGCUGAAGCUCGAACUUGAUUGGUCGGCAGCAACCGGCGCUUUUUGGAAUAACAUGGGGGUCUAUGAGAGGAAGGCGGAGCUCAGGAAUAAAUUUUCAUAUCGCGUUAUUCUAACUUUAUAUUAUAGUAUCGAACUAGACUAACACAUUUAAGCUUUGUUAAAAAAAUGAUACAUAGAUUGAAAACAAACGGAAACUCCGGACAGCAGCUUUAAGAGGUACAAAUUCUUUACUGAAGUACUUCCAUUUCUUUUUGCUGCUUUAUACUUCCACUCCACUACGUUAGACGGUAAUAUUGUACGUGUGAAACUACUACAUUUAUCUGAAUUUUUCUGUUACUUUACUGGAUAAUAUAAGAAGCUUUUGAAUUACGAGACACUAUUAAAGAUUAAACCACUCUUUUCCAAACGUUUUAACUUAUGGCAUCUCACACAAGGCAGAAGUGUGUAGUUGGGGUCAUAUUUCAGAAGUCUAGUGAUUUUUUCCUCAAAACUUCUCUCUUGUUUUAAUUUCAAUAAAUGUUCAAAUGAUCCAAUAACUUACUUUAACGAUUAGAGGAAAAAGUCCAAAAACUGAACACAGAUUUGUGUAUCUGAACUUUUUUCCUUUCCCAUUUAUCAUCUGAUGAGUCCUCAGAUUUAUUUUAUGUCCCUGUACAUAAAACUGUAUAUAAAGUAGUUGAAACUAGCUCCAGCUGCAGCACCUACACCAGUAACCUGCUGCUGACACACUUUUGCUUCACUAUUAAAAAUCAAAGUUGUCACGUAUAAAAAUAAACCAGUCAGUGACCAAACCAGCACUUUUACAUUAAUACUUCUAGUAACAUUUUGAUGUUCAAACUUACGCAGUUUUACUUAGUGGAAUUUUUCAUGUCUGACUUUGGCUUGUAAUGGAGUAUUUUUACAUUGCAGUUUUACCUAAAGGGUCCAUACUGUGCCACUUUUCAGCAAGUUAAUAAAGACCUCACAUGUC
Messenger RNA from Acanthochromis polyacanthus (spiny chromis), 2505 nucleotides. RefSeq lists its product as uncharacterized. The record is from RefSeq and is a predicted model, not a curated record. Lineage: Eukaryota; Metazoa; Chordata; Actinopteri; Pomacentridae. The transcript is spliced from 6 exons. The coding region runs from base 47 to 697 and encodes 216 amino acids.